UAGGCUUUAUCCAACGUCCCACCGUUGAGGAAUUAUUUUUUGGAGGAGGAGAACUACAAGAGCAUCCAGCGCCCACCCGGGGACAUCAUGUUCCUGCUGGUGCAACGCUUCGGCGAGCUGAUGCGGAAACUUUGGAACCCCCGGAACUUCAAGGCGCACGUUUCGCCCCACGAGAUGCUCCAAGCUGUGGUCCUCUGCAGCAAGAAGAACUUCCAGAUCACCAAGCAAGGGGACGGGGUGGACUUUCUCUCCUGGUUCCUCAACGCGCUGCACUCGGCCCUGGGCGGCACGAAGAAGAAGAAGAAGAAGUUGGGGUUCCUCCCCCCUUGGGGGGGUUCUCCAGGCCCCCCCACCUCUGAGCUCAGUGUCCCGCAGCCGGCCGAGGAGAAGGCGCAGCUCCUGCAGAACAGCGAGUACCAGGAGAUGAUGGUGGAGUCCACCUUCAUGUACCUGACAUUGGACCUGCCCACUGCCCCGCUCUACAAGGACGAGAAGGAGCAGCUUAUCAUCCCCCAGGUGCCCCUCUUCAGCAUCUUGGCCAAAUUCAACGGCGCCACCGAGAAGGAGUACAAGACCUACAAGGAGAACUUUCUCAAGCGCUUCCAGCUCACCAAGCUGCCUCCCUACCUCAUCUUCUGCAUCAAGCGCUUCACCAAAAACAACUUCUUCGUGGAGAAGAACCCCACCAUCGUCAACUUCCCCAUCACGUGA
Tauraco erythrolophus (red-crested turaco) is the source of this 711-nucleotide messenger RNA. The record is from RefSeq and is a predicted model, not a curated record. NCBI's taxonomy places the organism in Eukaryota, Metazoa, Chordata, Aves, Musophagiformes, Musophagidae.